Messenger RNA from Hippocampus zosterae (dwarf seahorse), 4041 nucleotides. RefSeq names its product liprin-beta-1-like. Gene Ontology annotation, biological process: neuromuscular junction development. The record is from RefSeq and is a predicted model, not a curated record. The transcript has 28 exons. The coding region runs from base 1418 to 3922 and encodes 834 amino acids. Gene Ontology annotation, cellular component: presynaptic active zone. NCBI's taxonomy places the organism in Eukaryota, Metazoa, Chordata, Actinopteri, Syngnathiformes, Syngnathidae. Gene Ontology annotation, molecular function: protein binding.
UAGGUUUGUGACAAUGAUCAAGCCGUCGUCGUAUCUUUUUUGGGAUAGGCCUACUCUCAAAUAGCAGGUUAAAAAUCACGUGGCUCGGACACCGGAGAAUAUUGUCUGCUGUUGCCACGGCAACCCCCCGGAUCAACUUCUUCCCGGCUCAGUAAUAAUAGCGGGCCUACUUCGCUGAUGCUGUACAAGUGCUGCGUGAAUAUGACUCUUAGAGGAGGUUAUUGGAUGGGGAGAGGUCUUUCUUCGAACAUUAGCUGGUGGAUUGGAAACAUACUUGGAAGAAUGCGCGUUCAACUCGAACAAAACGGUGAAAGAGUUGACCACUCUCGUGACUCACAUGCAAGUCGAAGUGAGCGGCUUUUACGCAAGCUGGAGUGACGGAUGGGUAAGGAUCGAUCUUUUGCAACAUGCAUCACAAUGUACAAACCGCUGCCGCAUUUUGUUCUCGUUCAAAUGAAAUGCAGACGUAGCAUGAGCCCAAGUAUGUAGUGUAUGCACCUGUUUGCAGAUGGCUGGAGAAAAGGUCAAGUUUGUGACUCGUCGGCGUUUGCCUUGCAUCCACCAACAUGAAAGCCUUCGCAUCCCCGGAAACGCGGUUGGAGAGACUCAAAAGCCAACGGACUGGGAGUGGAAGCCUCCGGCACGCAAGGCUCGCUAGUCAAUGUCGUGGAUAAAAGAGCAGCAUGCAGCAGCAGCUGAACUUCUUUCCUGAGCCUUGUCAUGUGGCAUCAAGCUUGAUGGCGUCCUACCCCAGUUCAGAGAGUUUCCAGAAGCAGAGCAAAGGAGGGUGUCGUUGCGAAAAGUUGCUUCUUCACAAUGAAGCUGCGCUAAAAAGCGCUCCAAAGUGUCCUGAGCGAGGCCACGUCACCCCGAGGAAUUUAUAUUUACCUGACCUUUUUCCAAACUGGAAGCGCUUCCUGGCGGGUCCACGCCAGGAUCUUCCUGAGGGGUCUCUUCAACGCCUUUUAUGGUUCCGUCCCGACGAGGCGGGAGCAUUUCAGCCAUCUGCCCACCCUCGCACAUGCUCUGUGUGGAAAAACUCAAUGCUGUGAGAUCAGUGUGUCUCGAGCUCCCACUAUGCGAGUCCUCGGGACACAAAGAGUUGUAUGUGGAGGGGGGGAGGGCGGGGGAGCAGCUUCAAAGUAUAUCCUUUCUGUCCAGCAAUGUGACAUCAUUACCAGGAGGAGGCCUGACCUCAAGUCCACUGAAGCUGGAGUGUCAACAAAGACCACGUGACGUUCACGACUUCACUUACAGCUUCAAAUAACAGCUCAGUUGGCUGACAACUGACUUUUUUGUCUGUCAAUGUGGAAGGGGGAGGGGGCAAAGGUCCCAAAAGUCAGCGGGAACGUCGGUACCAGGCACUUUCGGGAGUUUGGGAGCGUGAACCUGCUCAGGAAUGUGAUUGGAAGAGAAGAUGAUGUCUGACGCCAGCGAGAUGUUGGCGGCCGCAUUGGAGCAAAUGGACGGGAUCAUCGCAGGCUCCAAGGCCAUGGACUACUCCAACGGGCUGUUCGGCUGCCAGUCGCCCACAUCGCCGUUGAUGGGCGGUCCGCGCCCGCUGCACCUGUUGGAGGACCUUCGGGCGGCUCUGGACCUCAUGGACAAUCAAGAGCGGGACAACCUGCGCUGCCAGAUCCCCGACUCCACCGCCGAGGGUCUGGCCGAGUGGCUGCAGGGACGAAUGACAAAUGGGCACAGCUCAGAGGCCGUCUACCAAGAGCGGCUCACCCGACUGGAGAGUGACAAAGAGUGUCUCAUCCUUCAGGUCAGCGUCCUCACAGACCAGGUGGAGGUGCAAGGGGAGAAGAUCCGGGACCUGGACAACUGCCUGGAGCGCCACCGGGAGAAGCUCUGCGCCACUGAGGAGCUGCUGCAAAAGGAACUGCUGACCUGCUCGGCACUGGAGACCCAGAAGCUGGAACUGAUGACGGAGGUGUCGGGUCUGAAGCUGAAGCUGAGCGCAGCGGAGAGGGAUCAUGACGUGGACUCGUACCGGGAAAUAAGCCAGUUGCGUUUGCCCGUGGCCGACAUCGAGAGCGAGCAUCUGCAGUGUGACGGGAAAAUCAAAGCUUGCAAAGAAGAGCUGCGGUCGCUGCAGCGGGAGUUGCAGGAGCGAGAGGCAGAACUGAGGAGGUUGAAGGACGAGAGCCGACCGAGGCCAACGGCGGGGCGAGACAGAGAUGCCGAAAUGUCCGAGAUGAAGACGCUGUUGGACUCGCUCGUGUCGGCCAACGAUGAGAAGGAGCAAAGGAUCAAAGAGUUGGAAAGUUCACAAGUUCUGGGGAAAAUCAAAGAGAGGCCGAAGGAAGACGACGACGACAUCGUCGACGAUCGCUCGCUUCCUGCCGUGGCCGAGGUCAGGCUGAAGGCGGAGGCCGAGACGGGAAGGAUCUCGGCGGAGUCUCAUCCCAGCGGCUCUGCGGCGGGCGAGAUGAAGGAAGCGGACCGAGAGCGACCGCUGCGGGAAUCCAAAAGAUGGCUGGCGGUGUCUCCAAGCAACACCAAUGAGCAGGCAAAAGCCAAGUGCCAAACUUUGGGCGGCGAAGACACCUUGGGCGCCAAGCGUCUCCGCGCUUCCUUCGGUCGAGGACUCCUCAAAAUGCGGGGAGGCAAACGUACCAGCAGCACACCAAACCUCGCCGAGACCGAGCGCAAAGUGCCGGAGCACUUUGACUCGGCCUGCUCUGCUCUGCCCUCGCCGCCUGAGAGCAAGAAGAAGUCCAAAGGCUUGAUGAAGUUUUUUGGCAGGCUGAAAAGGAGUCACUCGGCAUCCUUGAACCCCGACGACGAGGCCCAGUUCCAGCGCGGGGGCGUCCGGGCCACGGCGGGGCCGCGGCUGUGCCGGUCGGGAGCUCCCGCGGACGUCGCCGACGUUCCCUUCUUGCGCUGGACCCGAGAGGACGUGUGCCAGUGGCUCCACGAACAAGGCUUGGGCUUGUAUGCCGCGCCAGCCCGCACCUGGGUCCAGUCGGGACAGAGCCUGCUGCAGGCCUCACAGCACCGACUGGAGAAGGAGCUGGGCAUGAAGCACCCGCUGCACAGGAAGAAGCUCCAGCUGGCCCUUCAGGCUCUCCGCUCACCCGACGACCUCCUCAAAGGCAAACUGGACCACAACUGGGUGACUCGCUGGCUGGACGACGUGGGCCUGCCGCAGUACAAGAGUCACUUUGACGAGGCCAGAGUGGACGCGUGCAUGCUCCAUUACAUGACCGUGGAGGACCUCCUGUCCCUGAAGGUAGGCAGCGUGCUGCACCACCUCAGCAUCAAGCGAGCCGUGCAGGUCCUGCGCCUCAACUCCUUCCGGGCCGACUGCCUGCGACGCCGGCCCGCCGACGAGAAAUGCACGCAACCGGCCGACGUGAUCCAGUGGAGCAACCACCGGGUGAUGGAGUGGCUGCGCUCGGUGGACUUGGCCGAGUAUGCGCCCAACCUGCGAGGCAGCGGCGUGCACGGGGGUCUCAUGGUUCUGGAGCCGCGCUUCACUGUGGAUGCGUUGGCUCUGCUUCUCAACAUCCCGCCGGGAAAAACGCUGCUACGGCGCCAUCUGGCGACGCACUUCCACCUGCUGGUGGGAGCCGACGCUCGGAAGCUCAAGCAGGAGUGUCUGGAAAACCCGGACUACGUCGUGCUUACCGCCGCCGCCAAGGUCAAGCCGAGACAUCUGUCGUUCGGCGGCUUCGGAUCACUCCGGAAGAAACGUCACGAUGAUGGCAGCGAGUAUGUGUGCCCCAUGGAUGUGGGCGGGGGGCUCUGCCAGGACCACCUGGAGCAGCGAGAACAGAUGGGUGACUCGGAGGGCGCCGUGAGACAGAUCGGAGCCUUUUGCGAGGGAAUCGAUAAUCUGACGAGCAUGGUGGAGGAUGAGGACGUUUUCGGGGAGGUCUCUGCAGGCCCGCGAGAAGGCGACCAAUCCCAUUAAGAUGACACACGACUCGACAAGUCACGCUACAUUUUAUGGGUGCGGGAGUGAGACUGUUUGCAUGUUUUGGGACAAGACUUCAUCAUUGCUUCUCUUUUUAGCAUUAAACAAAUGGGGGG